GGCAGUUACAUCAUACCGCAGAGACCAAUGAAAAGACGGGUCAGCAAACCCGCCAAUGAGAAGCCAGUGAGAGGCCUGGAGGAGGUCACGUUUGCGCGAGCGGUUCGAGGUCCUGCGCAGGACCUGCUACAUACCUCAGAAGAGGGGAAAUGUCCACAAAAGAAGUAACAUGCAGGUAUUUCCUGCAUGGCGUGUGCCGGGAGGGCAGCAGGUGUAUGUUCUCUCAUGACUUGGCCACAAGCAAACCAUCCACAAUAUGUAAAUUCUUCCAGAAAGGCGUCUGUGCCUAUGGUGAUCGAUGCAGGUAUGAUCACAUCAAGCCAUCUGCUGGACGUGGAGGAGGGGGUGCUGUGGGUGACCCAACAAACAGGAGCAGUGGUGUAAGGGCCCCCAUUCCAGGAAACGGUCCCCCUGCGGGCUCGGGCACGCGUGGCAAGAAGCCGCUGGUCCUGAGAGACAGGGUUCUGUGCCCCGAAGCCCGGGCAGUACGGGAAGUACCUCGGCUUGCAGAGGCCCUCGAACCCGGGUCCUGGGAGUACGGUGACGAGGCUGCCCAGGCCAAGCCCCUCUCCUACCUGGAUGCCGUCCGCACCGGCCUGGAAGAUUCCGCCAGUGGGGGACCCUUCAUCGACGCUCCACCCCUCUGCCCUUUUGCGGCCGCUGGCCAGUGUCACUAUGGCAACAGCUGUUCCUAUCUCCACGGAGAUGUGUGUGAGAUCUGCAGGCUGCAAGUGCUGCACCCUCAUGAUCCAGAGCAGAGGAGGGCACAUGAGAAGAUGUGCAUGCUGGCGUUUGAGGUGGAUAUGGAGAAGGCCUUCGCGGAGCAGCUCAGCCGGGACAAGGUGUGCGGCAUCUGCAUGGAGGUGGUGUACGACAAGGCCUCGGCCUCGGAUCGCCGCUUUGGCAUCCUGUCUAGCUGCUGCCACAUCUACUGCCUCAACUGCAUCCGGCAGUGGCGCUGCGUCAAGAAUUUUGAGAACAAGAUUGUCAAGUCGUGCCCAGAGUGCCGGGUCGUGUCUGAGUUUGUCAUCCCCAGCGCCUAUUGGGUGGAGGACCAGGAGGAGAAGAACCGGCUGAUUGAGGAGUUCAAAUAUGGAGUCAGCAAGAAGGCCUGUAAGUACUUCGACCAGGGCCGAGGGACAUGCCCCUUUGGGGCGAAGUGUUUGUAUAUGCACGCCUACCCUGACGGGACGCGGGCUGAGGCCGACAAGCCGCGCAAGCAGCUGGGGUCCGAGGGAAAUGUGCGGUUCCUGAACUCGGUGCGGCUCUGGGACUUCAUUGAGGAGCGGGAGCAGAGAGGAGCACGACAGUACGACGGCGAGGUCAGCGAGCUGGGGGAACUAUUCAUGCAGCUGUCAGGGGCCGGGCACGAGGGCACACCCCACUGACUGCCACCACCUGCCACCGAAUAGCGCCACCUGCAGGACCCCCAUGGUAUGAGAAGAGGCAGCACUGGGCAGUAAACAUGUGCUCUGUUCACCCUUUCAUGUUGAAACCUUUUAGAGGGUUUUAUUCUUAAAAAUUACUGGGUAACAGAAAUGCUCUUGUGCAAAGUAGUAAUAGAGGAAGCAGCUUUUUCCUAAAGUGUCCCAAACACUAGCCAGAUUUAAAAUGCCAAUAAAACUGUGCCGAUGAGAAUCCCGACGGGAAGUCCUCCUCUAUUUGGGAAGAUCUUGUUUACGUACUCCGAGUGAUGUCACCUAGUCUGCAGGGACGGGGGAGUGGCUCAUUGGGUCACCAAAUAAAAAAAAGUUUUGCUUAGGAAAAAAAACAUCUACUAAAUAAGUAAAAUUAUGUAUAAAAAAAAAGAAUAGCAACCUGGCAUGGCUGAGGAGCUUUGCGUAAAUGCAUCGUCCCUUCAGAAGGAAUGCGACGUUGCCGCCAUCUCCUUUACAAGAUGGAAGCGAGAGUCUGCUGUUCAGCUCGCUCUGUAUGUGUGUCCAAAAGUGAAAUGGGCCUCGGGGGCCCACAGGCUAGAUCAUCUCCCUCCUGCUCUUCCCAGCUCCUCUCUCAGCUCCCUACGGGUCAAACCAGGCCGUGACUGCUGGUACACAUUAAAACCGCCCGUGUUUCAGACCCUCCACUACCUUUACUGUUACUUAUGGGACUGCUUGUGUGAUAUCAGUCUGUGCAGAGUCUGAAAUGCAGUUUUUAACCACACUCUCAGUAAGACUUAAGAACUUUAUAGGUAUCUGUAGUAUUCUACUGUAUGUCUUGUACUGUAAACAAGGGACAUUGAGAGCUACAUUUUUAAGGUAGAUGUGCACUCUAUAUUUGCUAAGUAUUUCUAAAUACUAUAAAUUAUUGACAUGGACAUAAAUUUUUUUUUCCUUUCUGUACUUGUUAUACACUCAUAUUUGUAUUAAAAUAACAUGGAUGGAAUCAUGAAAAUAUAUCAGAAACCCAAAGUAUGAGCCAGUUACAGUGGUAACCUGUGUGUAGACCUAUAAACCAUGAUCUCAGGUCAUUAGAGGCUGUACUUUGCUUCAUACUUUCAACAAAUAAAAUGGCUAAAAUUC
This is a messenger RNA of Brienomyrus brachyistius, 2519 nucleotides long. It is a transcript of the gene mkrn2, whose product is annotated as makorin, ring finger protein, 2. The transcript is spliced from 8 exons. Gene Ontology annotation, molecular function: metal ion binding; ubiquitin protein ligase activity. NCBI's taxonomy places the organism in Eukaryota, Metazoa, Chordata, Actinopteri, Osteoglossiformes, Mormyridae. The record is from RefSeq and is a predicted model, not a curated record. Gene Ontology annotation, biological process: protein polyubiquitination. Bases 150 to 1388 code for a protein of 412 amino acids.